GUAAAGGGAAAAUGAAAUGACAUUUGCUUAGUGUACUCAAUUCUUACAAAAUCAUUUUAUUGCAACGUACUGUUCGUGAAUAAAUUGUUCUAAAUAGCUUCUUAAACACUUUAAAAUGACUCGGUUAAGGUUUUGUUUGUUUGCCGCAGUUUUAUGCGGCCUGACGGUACUAGGUCAAGGCAAUGUACCUGAACCAAAGACGGUGACAAUCGCGUUGCCGUUGUCUUCGGAAUCUACUAAUCCGGAGCCAGAGAUUAAAAUGACUACUGUGAAACCUACGGAAGUUCCUACGGAAGCGACAGAAAUUACAGAUUCCACCACAGCUCCUACGACUCCACCAACUCCUACAACUUCACCAACUCCUAAACCGACACCUCCGCCUGCAACUAAGCCCACGCCGCCUACACCCCCGACACCCGCUCCUACCCCAGCACCAGGCCCUCUACCCCCGCCACAGCAAGGAAUGUGGUCAUACACUGAUAAGAAUAACAUGACUUGCAUCCUGGUCCAGUUUGCAGCUCAACUAAAUGUUACCUACACCAAGGUGGAAAAUGCAUCCACUUCUCUCGCCUACGUUCUCCUCAACGUUCCGCCCUCAGCGAUGGUCGUCGACGGUAGCUGCAACAGCACAGACCAAUGGGUGAACAUCAGCUGGCCGGUCAGCAACGCCACGGGCACGACAUUCAACAACAUGGUGCUCAUCUUCCACAACAACGAAACAACAAAGACAUACUCCCUCCAGAACCUGAACGUUUCUCUCGCGGCUGAAGUAUUCCCUGAUGCAUCGUCCAAGGAGCCCGUGGAGCUGUGGCACGGCGUGGAGUGGCGCACUCCGCUCGCGACGUCGUACCGCUGUGCGCCGCCCACGCAGCUCAACAUGACGGCCGACAUCACCAGCGUCGUCGCCACGCUCACGCUCUCCAAGCUGCAGGAGGAGGCCUUCAGGAAUUCCACCAACAAAGCCUUCAGCGCCGCGCGCGAGUGCGGCGGCGGCGACGUGCCGGACGCGGUGCCCAUCGCGGUGGGCUGCGCGCUGGGCGGGCUGGUGGUCGUGGUGCUCGUGGCCUACCUCGUGGGCCGGCGCCGCUCGGCCGCGCGCGGGUACCUCUCCAUGUAGACGCGCAGAUGAAUGUGGAGAAUCGACAUAACAUCCUGAUUGCUGUGGACUGACGUGGGUGGGUCCAGUGGGGGGGGGGGGGCAAUAGAGCUGAUCGCUUCGUGACUGCGACGACAAUCCCUUCCAUAUAAGCUGAUUAUGAUAAUGAUUAUUCAAUACCGUUUAGUGCGAAGUGAUCAGCUGCGGAAAUAUUUGUGAUUUGCACAUAAUUAUAUUGAAAUAAAUGUUUUUUAUUGCCAAA
Nymphalis io (European peacock) is the source of this 1358-nucleotide messenger RNA. RefSeq names its product lysosome-associated membrane glycoprotein 1-like. Gene Ontology annotation, cellular component: membrane. The record is from RefSeq and is a predicted model, not a curated record. NCBI's taxonomy places the organism in Eukaryota, Metazoa, Arthropoda, Insecta, Lepidoptera, Nymphalidae. Bases 116 to 1117 code for a protein of 333 amino acids. The transcript is spliced from 7 exons.